This is a messenger RNA of Leptopilina boulardi, 1436 nucleotides long. RefSeq names its product elongation of very long chain fatty acids protein AAEL008004 (gene bond). The record is from RefSeq and is a predicted model, not a curated record. Gene Ontology annotation, molecular function: fatty acid elongase activity. The transcript has 7 exons. Gene Ontology annotation, cellular component: endoplasmic reticulum membrane. NCBI's taxonomy places the organism in Eukaryota, Metazoa, Arthropoda, Insecta, Hymenoptera, Figitidae. Gene Ontology annotation, biological process: fatty acid elongation, saturated fatty acid; fatty acid elongation, polyunsaturated fatty acid; sphingolipid biosynthetic process. The coding region runs from base 257 to 1057 and encodes 266 amino acids.
UUCGUUCGCGUUCAGGCAUCUCGCUUCGAAUUCCAUUCUGGACCAUUUUAAAUGGUCGGGAUUGAAUAUUAAUUUUUCUUCCCUUUCAAUAAACAAAUUUUUCAGUGUUUUAUAAAGUUUUAAAUUUAUUGAAAACCGUUUAUCGAUGUGAUUUUUCACUUCGAUUAUUUUUUAUUGACUCCCUUUUCAUGAAAACACGACAUUUUUAUAGAUUGAAGAAAAGUGUCCAAAAAAGUAAUUUAAAAAUUACAAUAAAAUGGCGAACUUAAUAGGACUGGUCGUUAGCAAUUAUAAUGAAAUACUUGAAAAAAACAAAGAUCCCAUGGUGGAUUCAUGGCUUCUUAUGGGAUCGCCUGGACCGUUGAUACUGAUUUUGGGAGUUUAUCUUAUAUUUGUCUUGAAAAUUGGUCCAAAGAUGAUGGAAAAAAGGCCAGCUUUUGAAUUGAAGAAACUAAUUAUUGCUUAUAAUGGAUUUCAAGUCAUUUUCAGCAUUUAUUUAGCAUCUACGGCCCUUAAUCUAAAUUUCUUCCGAUACAUCUUCAGCAAUAGUUGUAACACCCAGAGAAUUCAACCAGACAAGGAAAUGCAGACACUACUUUCAUCUGGUGCUUGGUGGUAUUUCUUUGCGAAAAUAAUCGAGCUAUUAGAUACGGUAUUCUUUGUUUUAAGGAAGAAAGAUAAUCAAGUAUCAUUUUUACAUGUUUAUCAUCACACAAUAACAGCACUGUUUUCAUGGUGCUAUUUGAAACUACUUCCUGGUGAACAAGGAAUUGUCAUCGGAAUUUUAAAUUCCAUUGUUCAUAUAGUUAUGUACAGUUAUUAUUUAAUUGCUGCCCUCGGACCGGAAUACAGAAAAUAUAUAUGGUGGAAAAAGUACAUGACCUGGAUUCAACUGGUACAAUUUGGAAUUAUGCUUUGUUACCUGAUGUUUAUUUUAGCCCUGGAUUGCUCGAUGCCAAAAGCCCUAACUUACUUUUUCGCAACAAAUGUUGUCAUUUUCAUCUAUCUUUUUACUGAUUUUUACAGAAAAACUUACAAGAAAAAAAAACAGGUUUAAAAAUUCUUAAUGCGUUUGCAAAAAAAAUGAUCUGUAAAUUUGUACUUUUAAGAGUGAGUGAAAGAUUGAUUGUGCAAGAAAGAAAAUGUAUGAAUAUUUGAUAUAAUAAAACAAACAUAGUCGAUUUAAUAACUUUUAUCAUUUCUGUAAAAAAAUUACUCAAUUGUUUAAAAUUGAGAAAUAAUAUUAAGAAUAUUGCAAUUAAAAAUUUUGAAAAUGAAAUAUCUGAUUCAUUAAAUUUGUAAAAAUGCUGCUUACGAAAAAAUUUUAACUGGAAUUUCGUAACAUUAUUUAUUAUCAUAAUUUGUUAACUAGUGUUAUUGUUAUACGUCAUUAAUAUUAAUAAGUGUAAUGUAAUAUAGUAAAAUUAAAAUAUCAA